CCAGCGACGCCCGGCGGCCUCCCGAUCCGGCCCAUCACGCACCUGCGCAUCGGCGAGUUUGAGCUCAAGACGUGGUACCAGGCGCCGUUCCCGGACGAGUACACGCGCGUCGCCGACGGCCGCCUGUGGGUGUGCGAGUGGUGCCUCAAGUACAUGAAGAGCGGGUUCGAGGCCGAGCGGCAUCGGCUCAAGUGCAAGAUGCGGCAUCCGCCAGGCGACGAGAUCUACCGUGACGGCAAAGUGUCGGUCUUCGAGGUCGACGGUCGCAAGAGCAAGAUCUACUGCCAGAACCUGUGCCUCCUCGCCAAGCAGUUCCUCGACCAUAAGACGCUCUACUACGACGUCGAGCCGUUCCUGUUCUACGUCAUGACCGAGUCGUCGCCGCAAGGCGCCAAGUUUGUCGGCUACUUCAGCAAGGAGAAGCGCUCGCCGACCAACAACGUGAGCUGCAUCAUGACGCUCCCGGUCCGCCAACGCCGAGGGUGGGGCAACCUCCUCAUCGACUUUAGCUACCUCCUGUCGAAAAAGGAGGGUCGGGUCGGCACGCCCGAGCGCCCGCUCUCCGACCUCGGCCUCCUGUCGUACCGCAACUACUGGACGCUCACGCUCGCGCAAUAUUUCGCGGCGCUGCCG
Messenger RNA from Rhodotorula graminis WP1, 633 nucleotides. RefSeq lists its product as uncharacterized. The record is from RefSeq and is a predicted model, not a curated record. NCBI's taxonomy places the organism in Eukaryota, Fungi, Basidiomycota, Microbotryomycetes, Sporidiobolales, Sporidiobolaceae. The transcript is spliced from 4 exons. The annotation marks the transcript as partial. Gene Ontology annotation, biological process: regulation of DNA-templated transcription. Gene Ontology annotation, molecular function: histone acetyltransferase activity.